Molecule: messenger RNA, 822 nt
Organism: Nematostella vectensis (starlet sea anemone)
Lineage: Eukaryota; Metazoa; Cnidaria; Anthozoa; Actiniaria; Edwardsiidae
Exons: 2
Coding region: 23-799 (258 amino acids)
Source: RefSeq, a predicted model, not a curated record
GCUUCUACAAUACAUACAAACUAUGGACGACGACAGGAACGAUUAUGAACACAUUAUUGUACAUUCAGGCACAAAUGACAUAGAGAAACUUUGGCUUAAACUUUCAAACAACAAUGGGAAUAACGAAAAACUCUCCCGCAAAGCAUUCGCUACCAUAUCUAAUUAUGAAAACAAGAACUUUUGGCAUAGAAAAAUUAAACAAAUACUAGACCUUGCGGGUAGGAGCGAUAUUUGGCUGACUGACACAAACACUCCCGAAGCAACUUACAGUUUUCUUCAACAAAGGCUUUAUGACAUUGAACAACAGACAUGGCUUAGCUCUAUUCAAAAUGACAACAGAAAAGACCAAGCCCAAAAGAACAAAUUGCGUACGCUCAAAAAGUUUAAACUGUCCCACAAUUUAGAAGAUUAUCUAACGGACGUAAAAAAUAUUGACCAUAGGAUUGCCCUUACUAAAUUCAGGCUAAGCAAUCAUAAGCUAGCAAUUAAAACUGGAAGGUAUGAAAAGCCAUAUAAAAAGCCUAACGAAAGAAAAUGCUUAGUAUGCCAGACAGGUAAAGUGGAGGAUGAAGAGCAUUUUCUGUUAGAAUGUCCGGCCUAUAAAGAUGAUCGGGAUAAUUUACUGGAUUUCCUUAAAACGCAUGCAGGUAUCAAUGUUAGACACCAUGCCAACAAAGAAAAUAACUUCGUCAGAAUUAUGGGAUUGAGCCGGAAUGAAAACGUGAAUCGGCGCUUAGCGAAACAUAUUUUUGAAUGUAUGAAGGCAAGAAAUGUGAAGCUUGAUGACGACGUACGGUGACGUCACCUAAUCAUUCGAAACAA